Molecule: messenger RNA, 7575 nt
Organism: Pristis pectinata (smalltooth sawfish)
Lineage: Eukaryota; Metazoa; Chordata; Chondrichthyes; Rhinopristiformes; Pristidae
Gene: robo3
Product: roundabout, axon guidance receptor, homolog 3 (Drosophila)
Biological process (GO): cell-cell adhesion; axon guidance
Cellular component (GO): axon; plasma membrane
Molecular function (GO): protein binding
Source: RefSeq, a predicted model, not a curated record
CUCUCCGCCUGUCUUCUCUUUUGUUUUUAAAAAGGGCAAAUGUCCUUUAGAAUAAAGCAGAGUGCUGAUUUGGGGGAAAAGAACCGCAAUAAAGCGAGCACCGCCUCUGCCUUGGGAGAGGGGUCUUUUGCAUCGGACUGGCGUGAAGACGAUUUAAAGUUUGCAGCAGUAACAAAAAAUAAAUCUCUUCAGUCUGCGCCAUCCUCUCAUUAAACUGGAAUUUGCGCCGAGGUGGAGUGGAUGGAGUUUCCUUUUAUCCUUCCCACCAUCGCAGCUCAGCAGGCUGGGUUUCAGAGUACUGUGCGUGACUCACGGCUCUCCUCUCUGCUCUCUUGAGAGCCUUAUUAAUCUCAUAAUUAAACAUUUAUUGGUGCAAGCACCUGGUUUCUACUUUCCCCCCGAGGGACCCUGAUCAUACACUCACAGGAAGAGAGACACGCAGAGAGAGAGAGAGAGAGAGAGAGAAAGAGACAGCAGCGAGAGAGAGGAGUGAAAAACCCAUCAGACUGCUAGCCUCAGUGAGCUGAACGGCUGUCUAUCGGCAGCACAGACUGAAGUUAUUUGAACAGACCACUGAAGACAUUCCAGACCUCCACUAUUGCCUCGCUUGAGCUGUACCCACACAGCCUUCUCUUUUUUGAAACAAAAACUUAUUUUUUUAAAAAAAAAUAACCUAAUGUGUAAUCAUGAUGCUGAGGUACCUGCUGAAAACACUACUUCAAAUGAACCUUUUUGCGGAUUCAAUCUCCGCUGAUUCCGCUAACUCAACCGAUCCGCUCUUCAUUUACAACGCCAGCCUGUCAACCUUCGGAGAAAACGUCACGGACAGCGGAAAUCUGACUUAUGUCAACGGUUCCAGGCUACGUCUGGAAGAUUCUGCACCUCGGGUCAUCGAGCAUCCCUCAGAUCUGAUCGUUUCGAAAGGGGAGCCAGCCACGUUGAACUGCAAAGCAGAGGGACGACCCACACCCAUCAUUGAAUGGUACAAAGACGGAGAACGAGUGGAGACCGACAAGGAUGAUCCUCGCUCCCACCGCAUGUUGCUCCCCAGCGGGUCACUCUUCUUCCUACGUAUCGUGCACGGCCGGAGGAGCAAGCCGGAUGAAGGCGUCUAUGUGUGCCUCGCGAGGAAUUAUCUCGGGGAGGCAGUCAGCAGAAAUGCAUCUCUGGAAGUAGCGAUCCUGCGUGAUGAUUUCCGCCAAGCGCCGAGCGAUGUUGUGGUGGCGGCGGGGGAGCCUGCUGUGAUGGAGUGCCUCCCACCACGAGGGCAUCCAGAACCAACCAUCUCCUGGAAGAAAAACAAUGUCCGCAUUAAUGACAAGGAUGAGCGGAUCACGAUCCGAGGGGGAAAGCUGAUGAUCUCAAACACGAGGAAGUCUGAUGCUGGUAUGUACGUCUGUGUGGCCACAACAUGGUGGGUGAAAGGGGACAGCGAGCCGGCAGACUUGGUCGUUUUUGAACGGCCCACCUUCAUCAAACGUCCUGUAAAUCAGGUGGUCCUGGCAGACGACACUGUGGAUUUUCAUUGCGAGGUGCAUGGUGAUCCCGUGCGACCAACCAGUUGGCGCAAGGAGGAGGGCGAGCUGCCACGGGAAAGAUUUGAGAUUCAGUCAGACAACAGCUUGCGGCUGGCACAGGUCAGCAGCGAGGAUGAAGGAACAUACACCUGUAUCGCAGAAAACAGUGUGGGUAAAGUUGAAUUCUCUGGCACUCUGACUGUACAUGUGCCUCCACAGAUCAUCGUGCGGCCUCGGGACCAGAUCGUGGCUCAGGGUCGCUCCGUCACCUUCCUCUGUGAGACAAAGGGAAACCCUCCUCCCGCUGUCUUUUGGCAGAAGGAGGGAAGCCAGAUCCUGCUUUUUCCCAGCCAGCCCCAGCCUUUGGGGCGUUUUUCUGUCUCUCCAAAAGGUGAACUGACAAUUACUGAUGUCCAGUCAGGCGAUUCUGGAUAUUACAUGUGUCAGGCAAUCAGUGUGGCCGGCAGCAUCCUGUCUAAAGCACUCCUGGAGGUGGAAGAUGUUUCCUCAGAUCGAAUACCACCAAUCAUCCGUCAGGGCCCCGCCAACCAAACACUUGGUGUUGAAUCUACGGCACAGCUCCAGUGUCAUGUGAUCGGGAACCCCCUUCCCAGUGUACACUGGCUAAAGGACGGGCAGAGGAUCCUGGGCAAUGACCCUCGCAUCAGCAUGCUGGAUAACGGGACACUGCAGAUUACCAAUUUACAGGUUAGUGACACUGGUCUGUACAUCUGUGUGGCCACUGGAUCAAGUGGGGAGACUACCUGGAGUGGCUACCUUGAAGUGCAAGAAAAUGGGAGCCCGACUCGUAUCCUCUCAGCUGAACCUGACCUUCUGCCGGGCCCUCCCUCGAAGCCACUGAUCACCGAUGUCACCCGUAAUAGUGUCACCUUGACAUGGCAGCCAAGCCAGCACAUCGGAGGCUCGGCAGUCACGUCGUACAUCAUCGAGGCAUUUAGCCAAUCUGCAGGGAGCACGUGGCAAACGGUGGCUGAAUACGUAAAAGUGGAAAAGCAUACGGUGACCGGUCUGAACCUCAACACCAUCUACCUGUUUAUCGUACGUGCCGUCAACAUGUACGGCCUGGGAGAUCCCAGCCCCAUCUCUGAACCUGUCCGUACUCAAGAUGUGAGUCCCACCGGACAGGGAGUGGACCAUCGGCAAGUACAGCGUGAGCUUGGGGAGAUGGUGGUCCAGCUACAGCCUCCUGUCACUUUGACAUCUACAACCAUCCAAGUCACCUGGACAGUUGAUCGCCAAGCCCAAUUCAUUCAGGGUUACCGGGUGACGUACCGAACCAAAACAAGUGCUUGGCUGGUUCAGGAUGUGAAAUCUCCAGCUGAGCGCACCACCAUUCUUGUAGACUUGAAAAAAGGAACAGAGUACGAGAUUAAAAUCCGCCCAUAUUUUGAUGAGUUCCAAGGAAUGGACAGUGAAUCUGUCACUGUGCGCACACCAGAGGAAGCCCCUGCUGCUGCACCGCAAGCUGUUACCGUGGCAACAAUUGGCUUGAGCAACAGCACCAGUAUCAGCGUGUCCUGGGAGCCACCUCCCGCUGAGGAACAGAAUGGAAUCAUCCAGGAGUACAGGAUCUGGUGCUUGGGAAAUGAUACCCGCUUCCAUGUUAACAAGUCAAUUGAUGGAACUGUCCACUCAACGGUUGUUCGUGGACUGAUAGCUGGUGUGCUGUACCGUGUGGAAGUGGCGGCAGCUACGAGUGCUGGAGUUGGGGUCCGAAGCCAGCCUGCAACCGUCCUAAUAAGUCCGCCUUCAGACCAGGAGUCGGUUCCAGUGGAGAACAAUGAAAACGUCAGCCUGGCAGAGCAGAUAACUGAUGUGGUGAAGCAGCCGGCGUUCAUCGCUGGCAUCGGUGGAGCCUGCUGGGUGAUCCUGAUGGGUUUCAGUGUCUGGCUCUACUGCCGGAGGAAGAAAAGGAAGGAACUCAGUCACUACACCGCUUCCUUUGCGUAUACACCAGCAGUAGCUUUUCCACACGCUGAGAGUUCAGGCAUCACCAGUAGCAGACCAGGAAUCCUGAACGCAAAUGUCACCAACUACCCCUGGCUGGCGGACUCCUGGCCAGCCUCCAACCUGAUGCGGAACAGCAAUGGAAAGGAAAGUUCUGCCGGCUCUUGCAUAGCAAAACAUGAAACUACUGAACGGUUCUACAAUGAAGCCGGCAUUUCCAACUACAUUGCUCAGACAGAAAAGUUUGGAACAAUGAUGUCUGACGGGCCCAUCUACAGCACCAUCGACUCCGCCAGUGAUGAGAUGCGCACAUUCAAUGGGGCUUUCCCGAAUCAGCAGACCACGCUGUACGCGAGCACUCCUGUGGUGCCCCUUGGAGCCCAGAACCAGUACGCUGCAGACCCUGUCAACGGGCACUGGGGUGCCCAGCCCGGACCUUCCAACACCCAGUACUCCCAGCCAGAGCGUGGCAGACAAGAUGCUGGUGGGAAAACCGGGAAGCAGAAACUGAAUGCCAAGUCGGUGAAGGCCACACCUCUGAACUGGACAGAUUUACUGCCACCGCCACCACCCAGCGUGGAUGUUGAUUCCUACGAUGAUGAAGAGGAGCUGGAGUAUGGCCCUGGUGUUGAUGAGUGGUGUCCCCCACUCCCUGAAAGAACCUACUUGGUGGAGGGUGCCAGCGAGGAGGAAGGUCCCCCUCCACCACCACGAGGAGAUGCGUCAUCCCCUGCCACUUCAUACGGGCAACAAUCCACAGCCACGCUGACACCAUCACCUCGAGAAGAAGCGCGGUCGACGGGACACGGAGCGAUGGAGGAUAUUCCAAGGCUUCAUCAGUUUGAGAUUCCACAUUUACACCGGAGACUCCCAGUGGGACCAGUCCCUCUGCCCAGACCUCCAACACCUCCGCCGUCACAGAGCCACUCAAACGUGAAUGGGAAUGAGGACACCGUCACGGAAUCAGCAGGCCCACAUCGGCAUGGGCACAAACGCAACCUGAGCCAGACCAUGGCCAACAGCAGUGAGAAUGUCAGCAUACCUGGAGCAGGGAAGACAAGACACACGCCGGUGAUGGGGAGCAACAACGUAAACACCCCACCCAGCCAGAAAGCCCGAGCGAAGAAGAAAGCUAAGCAGAAUCAGUAUCGCCGCGACCUCUCCCAAGGAGAUCUUCCACCACCGCCUGAGCCUCCCCCAGCUGAUGGAGUCGUGGAGACUCCUUACUUACAGCCCAAUGGAAUGGAGACCAGUGGGACCUCACUUGACCAUGAUGGAAGUGCUUCGUCCACAGAGAGAAGGCCAUCAGCUGAUCAACGAACAGAGAGUGCACAUCCUCCCAACAGAGCAGCAUCUUCACGACACAAAAAUGAAGAUGACUUAAUACCAUACAGUAAGCCCACCUUCCUGCAACGAGGUCAGAUGUCAAGCAAUUGCUCCACAACAGGAAGUUCAUCAUCCAGAGGUUCAACCGGGUCACGGGGUCACGUAGCAGGGCGAAGCAAAGGAGCUGGAGUAGACCGCAGUGAGGACAAAAGAUGAACAGAAGACAGGAAUGGGCAAAAGAACCAGGCUGUAGGUGAGGUCCCUGACAGAGGCACCUCCCACUCUCUUCUUCCCAACCCUGUACAGAAUAAUUUGCCUUGUAUGAAAAAAAAAUCAAAGUUUGAAAUUUGAGAAAGAACCUUUUAUGUUUAAUUUAUGACAUCAGGAAAAUCCAUGUUAACUUUGUAAAUAACUGGGAUUUUUUUUUUGUUUUUGUUUGUUAUUAAACAUUUCCUGGCCUUCUGGUGAACGUAUUUAUAAAUGGAAAAAAAAAGAUAAUGUUGGAUAUUAUAAGGUAUUUGUCUGAAUGUGCCAAUCUUUUUCAAUAGCAAGUAUGCGUUUAACAGACUAAACUAAAAAAAUAUAUAUUUGCACUCUGUAACAUACAUGCACAACGCAUUCUGGAUCCUCCCGAAAGGUCCUGUAGCCCAUAGGACAGCCAAAUUGAGAAACACAGCUCAACCACGGAUUGGAUGGAUUAACCACUGGCUGCACAACCUAUGAAUGUCCCCAUCUGUGCGCCGAGAUGAUGCUUUUUUAGCGGACCGCAAUACUGAAGUGAAUAUGCGUUGGAACAAGCCGUUAGUUUAUGCUUGCUGGGUGAGAACCGUUCUAUUUGAAGAUGAGUCUGUUGGAGGUGGGAGGGUAUUGGCUGCUGGUAUAAAGUUUUAAUAAGAUUGAAUGUAGCCUGAUAUUUUGUUGUAUUAAAAACAUUUCGUACAAAUGUUCAGUAGAUAAAAUAUGAGUGGUUAUUUAUCUAGAGGUAUAUAGAAAUACAAUGUCUGAUGCUCAAGAAAGGAAAUUGACCAUUGACUGAUAAUAAAAAUAGGGCACACAUCUCAGCUGGAGGUUUCUCCUUUCUAAGUGAGAUUUUCUCAUGUUUUGAAUAACGUCUGGCAAUGCUAAAUCACAGAGGUAGGUUUGACAAUGUAAUACACCCACAAGAUAAUGUCACUCUGAGGUCAUUAAUUCAAAUAUCAAGGGAAAGGCCACAAUUUUGAGGCCAACCCAAUCUUCGGCACAUUACUAAACAAAUACCUGGCUGGGAUAUGGACUGAGUGCAGAAACUAUCAUGCCUCAUAUUCCAAUCAGUUCUUUUGGUGCUUGGGUUUCUACGUUGAGAGUAAAAUGUUUUUUUUUGUAAAAUGAGUUCGUUUUGAGUAUUUAUGCCUCCCUGCACCCUACAAAUCAACCAAAAUUUUUCACAUCCCUGGAUUGGUUCCUGGCCUCUGUCAGGUCUGGUUCUGGUUCUCUGAUUGGCUGUUUAGUAAAAAUGGCCAGCACUAUAUUAAAUAGUGAGAGUACAUUUGAAGAGGAGGGUUAUAACUCUAGGUAAAUGCAAUCAUGACCAAACUACUACUUAUGGCUCAACAGAUUAGUAAUAUUUCAAGAAUAGGUUAAAUGCAGCCAAUGAGGCUUCAACAGUUGACCCUAACACUGUGAUACUAAAUUGGAUUUAGUUCCGCCACUUCAGUUGGAGGUGGUUUAUUUAAGUGUCAGGUGAAAACAAGAUUGCAUUGGUUAGUUUUGGCUUACCAUUGUCAUCUCCCCUCCCCUCUGGUGGUGGAAUAGCCUCCUCAUGCCUGUUGGAAUACUAUCCAAAACUUCAGGCAAGGACGAAAGUUUGAUGGACAAAGACAUUCCAAGGUGGACUCUUGAAUCUAGCGAGAGCUGCAAAAUAUUGCAAGGUCACCUGCAUCUUCAGCCAUAAAGACAAAGAGAUUGCAAAGAUACCCAAGGCCAUUCCAGUCUUCCAUCAUGGUCUGUGAUGUUGCAGUCCAUUCUCUAGAUAACACUCCUAAUGGAACCGCAAAAUUCCCAAAUCAUUCAGCCUUCCAUAUAAUGCAAGGAAAAGCCCCCUGUUAUAGUGAGCAAGAAUAUAAGUAGAGCGCCUUCAGCACUGCCAGGAAUUCUCACAUGGCCCUUUGAUAAUUGUAUUUCUUGCUUGUAUUCAUGAGUGAAAACGGUGGGAAUUCCAGUGUGUAUGUGAUCCUGUGUACUGCAGAAUUAUUGCUAUGCCUGCAUACACUUCAAGAACUCCACAGCACAACUGUUGCCAUGUAUAGUACGAAGAGGCUGAGUGAGAUUUCUGUAGGGACAGAGUUGUAUUGUUUUCCCACCGGGGCAAUAUUCCAGUCAUGUUUCAGGCAGAGGAAAUAGUGACUCAAAUAUCUGAGCAAAUACACUGUGGGGAUAGUUGAAUGCUGGUUAAAUGGCCCUAAUGGUCAAUAGGCUGCCUGCCAGCUGCUUGAAAGAGGUUAAACAAACAAACAGGCCCUGGAAAAGACAACCUGUACAUUAUGUGCCAUCAACACGAAGACCCAUAAGAUUGAACCACACUCAUUAAUUGGUUAAGCAAUUGUAGAGUGAGCAGCAGUUGUCCCUCUGAAGUAACUGAAAGUGUUCUUGUUUUUUCUGUCACUCAUUCACGGUGUAAAGUCAAAUUGUACCAAAAAUACUGUUAUUGUUAGACCUGACCAAAAAUAUUCUGGUUUUCUCUAACCCGAAGACUAUAAUUUUUUUAAGGAAUUAAACAUUUUAAAGA